Messenger RNA from Clavispora lusitaniae ATCC 42720, 852 nucleotides. RefSeq lists its product as uncharacterized. The record is from RefSeq and is a predicted model, not a curated record. NCBI's taxonomy places the organism in Eukaryota, Fungi, Ascomycota, Pichiomycetes, Serinales, Metschnikowiaceae.
AUGAUCUUUGCACCCAUUAUCUUUUUUGCACUUUCCUUUGCUGCUCCUACAAAGAGAUCCAAUACGUGCCAAUUCCCAAAAAACGAUGGCUUAGUGGCUAUCACUCCAAACUCCAAGAAUGCCGGUUGGGCCAUGUCUCCCGACCAACAAUGUACCCCUGGUUCCUACUGCCCAUAUGCCUGUCCACCAGGCCAAUUGAUGGCUCAAUGGGACCUGGGCUCGACGAGCUACACUACUUCCCAGUCACAAAAUGGUGGUUUAUACUGUAACGAAGAUGGUACUGUUUCUAAACCAUUCUCCAACAAAGACUACUGUGUGGACGGUGCUGGAACCGUCAAAGUUGAUAACAAGGCUGGCGAUAGUAUUGCCUUUUGCCAAACUGUUUUGCCAGGCAACGAAGCCAUGUUGAUUCCAACCGAAGUGGACGGCGGCAGCUCGCAGACUUUGGCUGUACCUGAUGAGAGCUACUGGGCAUCUACUGCUGCUCACUACUAUGUUAAUCCAUUGGGUGUUUCUGCUGACGAUGGAUGUGUGUGGGGUAGCCAGGAUAAGCCACAAGGUAACUGGUCUCCAUACGUUGCUGGAACUAACAUGGAUGGCGAUGGUAACACCUACGCUAAGAUUGGCUGGAACCCAAAAUACGUGGAGUCUUUCACGGACAAGCCUAACUUUGGUCUCCGCAUCACAUGCGAUGGCGGCGACUGCAAUGGCUUGGACUGUGAAAUUGACCCAUCUAAGAACGGCGUCAACGAGAUGAACGGCGCUGAUAUCUCAGAGGCCGAUGGCGCUAAGUACUGUGUGGUUACCGCCAAGAACAAGUCUAGCGUUAAGAUUGAGGUUUUCUCUGUCUAG